UAUAGUUACGCUUAGUAGGUGUAUAUUUCUGACAGAUAUGGCAACAAUAAACUUAACACGACUACAAAACGUGUGAAAUACUUGAAUAAUGUUGUAAAAUACAGUGAUAAUAAUAUAUUUUUCGUUAAAAUGUACGAAAAUAGUGUUCGAAAGCAAAUGGAUGAAGAUGAAUUCUACAGGCAUUAUCUUCAUUCUACCGCCAAAAGUGCCCUUACCCAAAGUCUAUCUAUAAGUGAACAAGUUCAAAAACUAGGUGAAGGAAUAGAAAUAUUGAAUAAGGAGUUGCAAAAUCAAGUAUUAGAGAAACACAAUGACCUCCUGCAGCAGGCAAACCAUGCAAGUAAAUUGGAGGAUAUUCUAAAUACCAUGAACAGCCAUGUAGAGAAUUUAUUUGCAAAUGCGGACCGUCUCAAGGUGCAAAUUACGAAUCCGUAUCAUGCUUUAGAAAAUCAUACAAAAGUGCUAUCCAGAUUGCAUUUAGCUAGUCACAUUUUACGGCAAGUGAGUCGUAUUCAACAACUAAGUAAACGGCUCAAUUUGACUAAUGAUCCUGUUCAGAAAGCGACAGUUUUACAAGAAUUGGAACAAUUAGCAAGUGAUCCUGAACUCGUCGAUAUCGAAGCCGUGAGUUCAGAACUUCGAAACAUUCGUGCACAACAACAGAAAGUUGUUAAAUUAGCGAAUGGAUCAUUGACGCAAGGAAUAAUCAACGAGAAUUCAACGCAAACGACGACGGCGUUGCAGAUUUUUAUUAAUUUGGGCACGAUUUCAACAUCUAUUCAAAACACAGUGGAUAUUGCGCUGGCAGAAUGUCGCGAGAGUUUGAAAACAACGUUUGAUGUGCGAGUUAAUUUGGACGCGGCGACAAUUAAAGGCAAACAAGGACCCGGCAGGGCUGCUUUGACUUCAUCGCAGGGAUUUCGUACAAGAAUUUGGUCGGAUAUGGAGAAGGUGUUCUCGGAUGAAAUUUAUCAACAGUGCAAACAGGUUAAAUUCCUACAAUACACUUUAACAAAUAUCAACCGAGACUUCGACGAUUUGUCCAGCAACUUCUGGAAUUCUCUUGGUGAUGUAAUAUCUGAAGAAGUAAAAAACGCGGUACCAUCAGUGCAGCAAAUGCUCGAGGAAGACUACCCCAAACUGUUGAAGUGUUAUUGUGAUAUGAUAAAAAAAUUGCGCUACGAGAAAUAUUCAUUUGAUCGAAGUAACUUAGAAAAAUGUGAAAACGCCUAUUUGAGUAAUUCUUGGACGAGAUUAUUAGAACCCACGCAGAGUAUGUUCGUUCAAGAGAACUCUGCACCAACUCACGAUCAAAUCGAUGGUUUAAUUCGUAGUAUCACGAAUGAAUUGAGUCUGGCACUGGUCGAAACACAAUUAACUGAGAAAAUAGCGAAGAAUGUCACGAAAUGUAUAAAAUUAUAUGCGGUUAAAACUGAACAGUUGGUUGCUACUGGACCGGAUGCUUCACAAGUUAUUGCUGGAACAAUGAACACCGGGCAACAAUUGAAUACGAAACUAGCCAAUGCAAUGUAUUACCUGCAAACACAAAUCAAUCGAAUGUUAGUCAACAUGAAAGAGACUUUAUCGCAAAAUUCCAUUCAACAUAUAUCGGAAAGUCUCCAAGUUUUGGAUACUUUGACUUCGGCAUUGAUUCAACCGCUAGUUCAAAGUAUCAAUGACACAAUCGAUACUAUUCUGGUAACAAUUCACAUCGAAAAUGAUUGGAAUAAGCUACAAGUCACAGCGAGAACGCAAAUUCCAUGUAGUCCAUACAUGCGUGAGUUAGUGCAGUUCAUCGGUCGGAUUUAUCCAACGUACUUAGCACACUUUGAAAAUAAAGAUAUUUUGGCGAACAAAUGCAGCGAUAUUACCCUACGAUGUAUUGAAUUGAUGGUGAGACAUACGUCAAUCCUGCGACCGAUUUCCCAAGGCGGUAGAUUGCGUUUACAAGCUGAUUAUGGAUAUCUGGAACAAUCGUUGAAGAUUCUAUGUCCGUAUCUAACUGAUUUAGGCAGACCCUACCGAUUGUUUAAGUCUAUGGCUACAUUAGUAACACAAACACCGCAAGAGAUAGUCGAUAGUCAAGGUUCCGGAAGUUCAGUACCACAUAGCACCGUCUUGUUUUUGUUAUUCUCGUUUGCGAAUAGUGAAUUAGCCAGUCCACAUCAAAACACCGGAUGGACGAUUAAGAAGUUAUCGAGUUGGUUGGAUGAACAUCCAUUGGAAAGCGAUAGACUAGAUUUGAUAACAGGCGCUCUGCAGAGAUACGAAACCUUGAUUCGCCAGAAAAACCAAACAAAUUUCGAUCCGGUGUAUCCAAUUAUGUCAAACUUUCUACAAACUGCUGUGGCAAACAAUUCCUAGUUAUGCAAAGAGCGCAUUUUAACUUUGUAUUAUCGAUAUUAUAUAUUAAUAUAUAUUAAAAUCAA
Messenger RNA from Dalotia coriaria, 2429 nucleotides. RefSeq names its product four way stop (gene fws). Gene Ontology annotation, cellular component: COG complex. NCBI's taxonomy places the organism in Eukaryota, Metazoa, Arthropoda, Insecta, Coleoptera, Staphylinidae. The transcript is spliced from 6 exons. The record is from RefSeq and is a predicted model, not a curated record. Gene Ontology annotation, biological process: intra-Golgi vesicle-mediated transport. The coding region runs from base 130 to 2364 and encodes 744 amino acids.